CUUAUUUUGAGUUACUGUUUUUCGUUGUGUGGAGUAGAAUUCUACUGAUCUAAAAUGUGUCCUGUUCAUGCAGUCAUCCUUCUGUACAUUUGUUCCUUCAUUUCGUUGAUUAAUCAAGGGCAGUCGGCCGGCCCCUCGGAAAUGAAAAACUCUGAAGCAAGUUUUAAAUGGGACUCUCGUGGUUACGUAUUUUACUGCCCCUGCAUGGGAAGAUUUGGAAACCAGGCUGAACAUUUUCUGGGAGCAUUAGCAUUUGCAAAGGCUCUUGACAGGACAUUAAUUCUUCCACCUUGGAGAACAUAUAAAAAUGUACCUUUUUCUGACUUUUUCCAAGUGGAACCCCUUCAAACUUAUCAUAGGGUUAUUUUAGCAGAGGAUUUUAUGAAGCACUUAGCUCCCACUCACUGGCCAAAAGGAACAAGGCGUGGCUACUGCUGGUUACCUCCUAGAUCUGAUAGGAAAUGCAUUAUGAAGGAGGGAAAUCCAUUCAAACCAUUCUGGGAUGAACUAGAAGUGGACUUUGAUGAGAAAAUUGUCUAUCAUCUUGGAAUUCAUUUACAAGAUCCUUAUGAGAGGGAACAAUGGCAGAAGAAAUUUCCACCAUCCAGUCAUCCAGUUCUUGCAUUUAGAGGAGCUCCAGCUAGUUUUCCAGUUGAAGAGCAGAAUCGUCAAGCGCAUGCUUUUUUGAAGUGGUCACAAAAGAUCAACAGUGAAGUGGAUGAGUAUAUACAGAACAAUUUGCCAAAAGGGCCAUUUGUUGGAAUUCAUCUGCGCAAUGGAAUUGACUGGAGAAAUGCUUGUGAGCAUGCAGAAGGUAUGCCUCAGUACAUGGCAUCACCACAGUGUCUGGGUUAUUCACGAUACAGAACUGUUACAAAAGAGCUCUGCUUUCCACCCAAACAAGACAUCCUUAACCGCACUGAAGAAGCUGUGAGAAGAUUUAAAGCCAAGGCUGUGUUUGUGGCCACUGAUAGUGAUCCAAUGACAGAGGAAUUGAAGUUUAGACUUAAAGGACUGAAUGUUCAGAUUUUCCACCUCAAUCCUUGGUUGCCGCAGAUAGAUCUUGCUAUUCUUGGUAGAGCUGACUUUUUCAUUGGAAACUGCGUGUCUUCAUUUUCCUCAUUUGUUAAACGUGAAAGAGACUCUAAUGGAAAACCCUCUACAUUCUGGGCUUUUGAUGAUUGAAAAACUUGGUGUAACAGCAUACCAGCACAAGAGUAGUAUCAUAGCAGAGGAC
This is a messenger RNA of Pocillopora verrucosa, 1237 nucleotides long. Its product is annotated as GDP-fucose protein O-fucosyltransferase 1. NCBI's taxonomy places the organism in Eukaryota, Metazoa, Cnidaria, Anthozoa, Scleractinia, Pocilloporidae. Gene Ontology annotation, cellular component: endoplasmic reticulum. The record is from RefSeq and is a predicted model, not a curated record. Gene Ontology annotation, biological process: regulation of Notch signaling pathway; Notch signaling pathway; protein O-linked glycosylation via fucose. Gene Ontology annotation, molecular function: peptide-O-fucosyltransferase activity.